GUAUCUAUCGUCAUAUAGACUAUUAGAUUUUAUUUGUUAAAGCAGACUUUUUAUUAAUUUUUACUUAAUUUAUAAUGCCAAAAGUCCCACCAGUGAAGAAUCCUCAUGACGGCAUUCCUUAUCACAGUGUGCGGCAGGGCAGCGACCCUGGAUGCUAUCAACUGCACAGACCAUCGCAAUGCCGUCUCAAGUUCCCCAUAACGAAGCGACCAAUACACAAAUGCGAGCUACCGAAACGGGAGCACACCAUGGUACCGCAAAAUGGCGGCUGGCGGAGCCUCCUCGUGCCGAAGGCCAAACCUAACUUCUAUCCAGCUGUUAUGCACAAGAAGGAAUAUGAGAAGCUCAAAGAACGAGCCAAGAUUGUAACCCAAGAGGAACAACUCCAAGCCAUGCAUGCGCAAGAAGCAGCUAUACAAAAGGCGGCGAAGGAAUCCGAGGCGAGAAAGAAGAUGUUAAAGGAGAAACUUCUGCCCCAGCCCGGCGCUGAAACUGCGACUGGCACCGCAGACCCCGAGCUCGAGGGGCCUGAUCAGACGGCGCACACCCUUUCACGAGCUGAAAUGCUGCGCGCUGACAACAUGCAGGGUCCUCGCCUUUGCAACCGCAUCAUCCUAGCGUCCAAGUGCCACGCCAUACGGGACGCUCAGAUAGCUGAAAAGGAACUUAUCAAGAAGGAACUCGACGAAGAGGAGAAAAGAUUGGACGCGAUAAUGGAAGAGAAUCGCGCAUCGGCGGUGCAUCGGGCUGAAAGUGAAGAAGAGCGUAGACACAACCUCCGGCUGCAGAACCUCGCCGCACUCAAAGAACAGAUAAAGGCACAUGAAACUGCUAAGAUAAUGGAAGCAGAACGUAUCGAAGAAGAGAGUAUCCGAGUGAACCAAGCCAACAUAGCGAUGCAGAUUGACGAGGCGCAAAAGUUGAAGGAGAAACAGGGAAGGCAGGCCAAACUCAAGGAGAUACUUGACCAGGGCAACACUGAACUACUAUAUUAUAAACAACUUCAAAACGAAGAAGAAAGAAUUAUGGAUCUUCGUAUCGCAAAUUUCCUGAAGCAAAAACAGGAACGGGAGAUGAAGGCCAGGGCUGAGGCUGAAGCUAUUAAAACAGCUAAGCAAAAGGGGAUUGAUCACAUUGCUAAAGCACAAAAGGCAGAACAAGAGUUGAAGGAGGAACUGGAACGAAUACGCAACUUAAAGAUCCAGGAGGACGUGGAACGAGAGUACCGGCGGCGGGAAAGGGAGGCUGCCAUCAAGAGGAAUAAGGAGAUGAAACAGCUCCAUGAAGCCAGAGUCCAGCAGAUCAAGGAUAUACAUCGUCUGAUAGCGCGGGAAAUCGCCAAAGAUGAGCAAAGCUUCAACAAUGCGGCGCGACAAAACGAAGAGUUUAUCCAAAGAGAGAAGGCUUUACAAGACAAACGUAAAGCUCUUAUUGAACAACAUCGACAAGAGAUUAUGAAGCAGAUCAACGAUAAGGAGCGUGCUAGGGCGGAGUUGAGAGAGAAGAUACACAACGAAGGCGUGGCGCUACGCCUGGAGCAAGAGCAGCAGGACAAGUACGAGAGGAAGGUCAUCAAGCAGAAGGUGGCGGCUAUGCGACAACAAAAAAUCUCCGAGAAAUAUGUCAAAGAAGUAGAGCAGACACUAGGAAAACAUGGGUAUUAGGGGAAAGGUUUUUAUACGUGUGUGUGUUUUUUGUAGUUUGUUUACACUUAUGCAAGUUGGUGAGCACUAGUACCAGGGUAGCAGAUAGUGCGGGAGAAAUAUUAACUACAUAUAUACAGGUGAAAUCGAAGUUAUUAGCAGGAGAAAAAGUAAGUUUUUUUUUUUUCUCAAAUGAAUAUGAAUCAAAAAACGAAAAAAAUUGAUACUGUAACAAUAAUACGGCGAGUAGGUACAUCCAAUACCCAUUCUAGAAUUUACUGGUGUACCUACAUAUCCGCCCCAAGAUGUGAAUAAAACAAAAGGAAAGAAUGAAAUAUUUUAUUCAAGUAAAUUUAUAUUAAAGUGUUUUUGAAUAGUCUUAUUUCACAUUACCACCCAUUGGACCGAAUUACAGCCAAUAAAAAUAGACAAGAAACUCAGCUGUUGCUUUUUUUUUUUUUUCAAAAAACUCGCGCGGUCUUUCGCCCGCGUACCAACUCCAAAAAAAAAAAAAGAAUUUGUAUGAAUACAAACUACCAAGAAAAAAAAAGGCGGGAAACUCGAAUAAGAACAAGCGGGUUUUUUAAUUUUUUUUUAUUAAUUUAUUAAAACUAUCUCUAUCAAUUCUUAUUAUUGAAUAAAAUAUUAUAUUUUCACUAAAUUCAGCGACAGUAAUAUAAUUAGCAUUCAUGGGGAAGCGCAGUUGUAGAAAAAGGAAAAAAAAAGAUGACGAUUCAGGUGAUGUAGACCAUGAACCUUGUAAUGACAAGGAUAUAUAUUCGGAAGAUACUUCUACUGACUCAGAAUCUGAAAUUGAUAAGGCCGAUAAGUAUAAACCUUACUACGUCACAGAUUAUAUUAGAAGAUAUCCCGAGGAAUCCCCUGGGACAGAAUUUGUUGUCUUUGUAGAAUCCUCAGAUAGUCAGAAAACCAUUGGAUCCAGAGACUUGCUCUCACUCUCCUCCUGUUUAAAACGAUUUAAUAAAGGGGUAACUUAUCUUAGAUCUAUAAAUAAAUUCAAAA
Galleria mellonella (greater wax moth) is the source of this 2666-nucleotide messenger RNA. Its product is annotated as cilia- and flagella-associated protein 45. The record is from RefSeq and is a predicted model, not a curated record. Lineage: Eukaryota; Metazoa; Arthropoda; Insecta; Lepidoptera; Pyralidae. The coding region runs from base 75 to 1664 and encodes 529 amino acids. The transcript has 12 exons.